This is a messenger RNA of Gilbertella persicaria, 2011 nucleotides long. RefSeq lists its product as uncharacterized. The coding region runs from base 15 to 1955 and encodes 646 amino acids. NCBI's taxonomy places the organism in Eukaryota, Fungi, Mucoromycota, Mucoromycetes, Mucorales, Choanephoraceae. Gene Ontology annotation, molecular function: protein binding. The transcript has a single exon. The record is from RefSeq and is a predicted model, not a curated record.
UUUAAUUCUUCUUUAUGCCUAUCAAACUACCUUUGGAAAUUGUUGAGCGCAUUGUUCGUUUUCUACCAAACAAUGACCUUAUCCAGUGUUUAUUGGCAUGUAAAGUGUAUUAUGUUUCAUUCUAUCCUGCCCUUGUCCGGUCAGUUACUAUUCAACAUAAAAGAAAACUAAAGCAGUUCUUUUGUAUUCUCGUUCAACACAAUCUUGGACUCUAUGUUCGCGAACUCUAUCUAAAGAAUCGUGUAGGCAUCACUAAACAAGAUUUUGAGUUUCUCAGUCAACAUUGUCCCUAUGUAGAGAUUCUCAAAUUCAACGAUUGGCGGCAUUGUACACGAUCGACACUCGCUUCAUUCAAACAACUCAAACAACUAGCCAAGAUAUACGAUACACCGAAAGCAAGUGAAGUCCUUUUAGAUGCAGGGUCUACCCUUACUCAUCUUGAAUUAUCGCAGAGAGUUGUUCGUGCACUAACAGUAACUCAUACAUUACUGCCAUUGCUGUCAUUGGGUACUCAAUUGACUCAUUUGACAUUGGAUGGAUACUUUAGCCCUAGUAUGCGUGAAGAGCAGUUAAACUUCGAUCAUGUUCAUUGGGACACACUACAUCGAGCAUGUCCUCAUCUUGUGUAUAUACAGAUGCUGACAGUUCAUCUAACAGCCACUUUGCCACAAGUGAAGCACAUGACAGAAAACAUAGAUGUAGUCGAUCGCAUAAAGACACUCAUCUUAAGUGACUUGUGUCUUGAUCAUCCUGUCUGGCUCAUCUAUCUUGCUAUCAAAUACCCUCAAUUGACUACGCUUGAACUUCGGUUUGAACUCACUGCUUUUACAAACUACGAUGAAUCUGAAGAGAAACUGAGUAGGGCCGGGUGUUCGGCUGCUUUCUUGGGCAUGGCCAAUCAAUUGACUCAACUAAAGACGCUUAGUCUGCAGGGCCUAAAGGAUUCUCAUUUCCCCGGUGUAUUGUUCUUUGAUACAUUGGCACAGAAAGCCAUUCAAUUGCAAGACCUGAUCAUUCGAUACAAUACAGACAUCUUUUUACAGCAUGGAUUGAAUGAGCGCGUUUUAUCUGCCAUUGUGGCCGGACAAUCUCAUUCAAUCAAGUCUAUUCAUAUGGAUAUGUGGGUCAAGGCGCAUGAUCACUUUUUUGACUUCUUGAGACCAUUGUCAUUGUGUAGCCAACUCGUAGAUCUUUCACUGGCCAGUGAUGAAUUUGGCAAGUUUAACUUCAAUCCUAUUCCAAUCGACAUGAUUCUGGAUAUGUGUGUACAUUUAAAAAAACUGGAAUUGAUCAGAACAGCACUUGUGAUUGAAGACAAGCACACAGUCAAGCGAACUCACCCAUUGAAAUCGUUGCGCAUCGCUAUUUCAAGAGUGUCUGAAGCACUCUUUUGUUAUCUCACCAGACGAUGUCCCUCUAUCAGUCACUUGGAAGUAGUCACAAGCUAUUGGAUGCCUCGAGAAAUCCAGAUGAGGAUUGAUAUGCCAAAUAACCAAUUUGAUUAUGUGCGUAUUUCUGAUCUCAACAAACUCAACGUUCCUUGUCUUGAAGGCAACCUUAGCUUUGGUACUUCUGUCAACCUGUUUGGCGUGCAUCAAUUGGAUCUUAUUGAUAAACAGAAAGCACGUUAUGAGCAAAAAGGGAAACAAGUUCAGCAAGAUUUAACAAGUUGGUAUCAUUUGUAUGAAAUAGAAGAUCAAAGACGCCUAAGGUAUCCUCCUUGUUUUAUAAGAAGACUCCAUCCAGAAGAAGUCAAAUCAUUCAAAUACUUGGUCAAGUUUUAUCAAGAAAAUUAUUAUCGAGAACAGCCCGGUACAACAGGCUUUAUUGUGGAUCGGUAUGUGUCCAAAAAGGAUUGGAGAGAUGAUGUGCGGUUUGGACACGUUCUUUUAACAUGUAAAUCUGUAAAGAUAUUUAAAUACAAUUACAAUGUUAUUGAUUGGUCGAAGAAAUAAAAAUCCAUUUGCAUCCAUUGUUUGUGUGAAAACACACUCAUGCCGCAAAACUGAAU